AUGAAAUUCUCCACUGCUUUGUCUGUCGCUUUAUUCGCCUUGGCUAAGAUGGUCAUUGCCGAUUCCGAAGAAUUCGGCCUGGUGAGUAUCCGUUCCGGCUCGGAUUUACAAUACUUGAGUGUUUACAGUGAUAACGGCACUUUGAAACUUGGCAGCGGUAGUGGCUCAUUUGAGGCAACUAUUACCGAUGACGGUAAACUGAAAUUUGACGACGAUAAGUAUGCUGUUGUCAAUGAGGAUGGCUCAUUCAAAGAAGGUUCUGAGAGCGAUGCUGCCACUGGUUUUUCUAUUAAAGAUGGCCAUCUAAACUACAAGAGCUCUUCUGGUUUCUACGCUAUCAAGGACGGGUCGUCUUACAUUUUCUCUUCUAAGCAAUCCGACGACGCUACCGGUGUUGCGAUUAGACCAACUAGUAAGAGCGGAUCUGUUGCAGCAGAUUUUUCUCCAAGCGACUCUAGUUCCUCUUCAUCUGCUUCUGCUUCGUCUGCUUCCGCAUCAUCUUCUACAAAGCAUAGUUCGAGUAUAGAAUCUGUCGAGACCUCUACUACUGUGGAAACUUCCUCUGCUAGCUCCCCAACUGCUUCAGUUAUCUCUCAAAUUACUGAUGGACAAAUCCAAGCUCCAAACACAGUUUACGAACAAACAGAAAAUGCAGGUGCCAAGGCUGCCGUCGGCAUGGGUGCUGGUGCUCUAGCGGUCGCAGCUGCUUACUUGUUGUAA
Saccharomyces cerevisiae S288C is the source of this 720-nucleotide messenger RNA. It is a transcript of the gene CWP1, whose product is annotated as Cwp1p. The coding region runs from base 1 to 720 and encodes 239 amino acids. NCBI's taxonomy places the organism in Eukaryota, Fungi, Ascomycota, Saccharomycetes, Saccharomycetales, Saccharomycetaceae. The transcript has a single exon. Gene Ontology annotation, cellular component: membrane. Gene Ontology annotation, molecular function: structural constituent of cell wall. The record is from RefSeq and is marked reviewed.